AGGCAGAGCUCAGAGCAGAGUGGCCCGUGGUCCGGAGAGGAAUCAAGGAAUCAAGACAUCCAACGACGCAGUUUGCAGGUUCGCACAAAAUGCGCAAUUACUCGAAUCUUUGGCAGCAGCUAGUGCUGGUGUUGCUGAUGGCCAGCACCUGCGUCAAGGCCAAGCCGCUGGUCUCCUUUGGUGUCAGCUACCAGCAGCCGCAGCCCUACGUGGGACCAGGACCCUACUACAACAGCUACUACGGCGGACCAGCAGGACCAGCAGGACCCUAUCAGAUUGGCGGCGGCUACUAUUCCAGCUCCAACUCCAACCACUACUACAGCAGUCCGGGUGGGCCGUAUCCCUAUCGGUAUCCCUAUGCUGCAGGACACCGAUACGGGGCCCUCGAUGUGGGCAUCGGCGCCCUGUCGCUAACCCCAUUCCUCCUCUGAGAGAGCUGCCAGAACAAUCGAUCUCGAACAAUCCACACAGCAAACAGCAAACAGUAAACAUUAAACAGAAAUGAAAAAAUA
This is a messenger RNA of Drosophila obscura, 512 nucleotides long. RefSeq lists its product as uncharacterized. The transcript has 2 exons. Bases 90 to 431 code for a protein of 113 amino acids. Lineage: Eukaryota; Metazoa; Arthropoda; Insecta; Diptera; Drosophilidae. The record is from RefSeq and is a predicted model, not a curated record.